AUGGAUGAUGAACAACGUCUUCUCCUCUCCGAGCAAAACCCACCAUCCACCACCAAUAUCGAUACCUCCACAGACCAUGCUUCAAAAGAAUCAAAAUCUGACAGAUUCUUCUUAGUGAUCGGUGUUUGCGUUUGUACUGCAUUUGUCCUCCUAUCACUGCCUCAAGAUGGGCGCCAGCGCAUCCCCGAAUUCCAAAUCAACUCCCUCUCCCUCACAAACUUCAAUCUCUCAUCCUAUGGCAGCCUGAGAGCCAACUGGAACGUUAGUUUCCAAAUCUACAAUCCUAUGAGAUUCCAAAUCCCUUACCAUGAAGUGAAUUCCAUAGUUUCUUACAAGUCCAAAAUUUUAUCUCAAGCAAUGGUACCCUUCGAACAGGACUCUAACAACAAUGUUACCUUAACAUUGAACGUGUCUAUCUCUGCUGUCGAUUCCUAUGUUGAAGGAUGGGUUUUGAAUGGAAUCUACAAGGAAUUACAGCAUGGAGCGGUGAGUUUUGAUGUCAAGAUGGUGAUUGACUAUGGUUAUGUUUCGGUAUUUUGGUUUCCAAUGUGGCCUCCUCAGUUGCGGGGGGUUGUGUGCGAGGAUGUGGUGAUUGCGGUUUCCAUGGGUAGAGAUUCCGGACACCUGAUUGAUGGGCCUAGGAAAUGCAGUAAUAGUGACGCAUAUUUGUAA
Messenger RNA from Dovyalis caffra, 672 nucleotides. NCBI's taxonomy places the organism in Eukaryota, Viridiplantae, Streptophyta, Magnoliopsida, Malpighiales, Salicaceae. The record is from the annotation of a GenBank genome assembly.